AUGGAUGACCUACCCUCCAAUAACGUAUCAUCAGCCUCCCCCGAUGCUGGCUUAAUGAUGGACUACAUGAACUAUAUGGCAUCGCAGCCGCCAAAAGUCAUUGUGUUCGGCCCAGGUUCAAAUUGCACCCUCGAAAUAUGCGACAUCAGCUGGAGCGUCUACAAAUACCGGCCCUCGCUCCCUGUCAACGCCGCUUUUCUCGCCCUCUUCGGUCUCGCUAUGGUCAUGCAUAUUUAUCUCGGUAUCCGCUGGCGGAGCUGGUGGUUCAUGGCUUUCAUGAUCUCUGGUUGUGUAUUCGAGAUGAUUGGAUAUGGUGGUCGUAUCAUGCUCUACAAUAACCCAUUUUCUUUUCCCGGGUUCUUGAUCCAGAUCAUCACCAUCACUGGAGCUCCCGUCUUUUUUACCGGUGCCAUUUAUGUUACCCUGUCCAAAACGCAAGUAUUCUCUUGUUCAUCGAUUAAUCUUGAGCGGAGACUAAUCGGAAUUUUUUGCAUGAUUUGUAGGAUCGAACAUUUUUCGGCAGCACUAUCACGGAUCCGACCCAAGCUAUUCUAUUAUUUCUUCAUCCCUGCUGACAUUAUCUGCCUUGUUUUGCAAGCCGCCGGCGGCGCAGUAUCGACUGUGAGUCGAGGUGUUAGCCAGAGGGGAAUUGACAUCGCCAUGGUAGGGCUCAUUCUCCAGGUCCUUGUCCUCAUCGCGUUUAUCUCACUUUUUGGUGACUACAUGGCACGAUAUUUCCGGUCGCAGAUCACACAAAGGUUUACAGUGAGAGAGACCUCAUUUUUCACCUGCCUCAUCUUGGCAACCGUGUUGAUCUUGGCGCGGUGUUCGUAUCGCUGCUAUGAGCUGAAAGAAGGAUAUACGCACUCUGAGCUGAUCACUAACGAGAGCCUUUUCAUUGUCUUGGAGGGGGCUUUGGUUUAUAUAUCGUCACUGCUACUCUGCAUUGGGCAUCCUGGUCUGAUCUUUCAUGACACAGGAUGUGAGAAGCUUGAGGACGAUGAUGCUUCAGGCGAUCAGAUUCCGCUGGAACAAUUUGUGUACAGGGAACCAGAGACGGAAAUUGGAGUGGCCAAGUAG
Molecule: messenger RNA, 1080 nt
Organism: Clonostachys solani
Lineage: Eukaryota; Fungi; Ascomycota; Sordariomycetes; Hypocreales; Bionectriaceae
Source: the annotation of a GenBank genome assembly